AUGGAAUGGAUCAGUUCACUUCUGCAACUGGCAUGGAAUUACUUGCGGCAGAAGGCAUCAAAGAGUAACAGCCUUGGAACCAUAUCACCUUACAUUGCCAACCUCUCCUUUCUCAGGACCUUCAGCCUUCCACACAAUAGCUUCUCUGGCAAGAUUCCAAAUCAAGUUGAUCAUUUGUUCCGACUGCGACAUCUCAAUCUAACUUUCAACAUGUUGGAGGGGGAAAUUCCAGUCAACCUGACCUUUUGCUUGAAAUUAAGCAUCAUAAGCCUUGCAUCAAGCCACCUUACCGGGAAAAUUCCUUCAGAGAUUGGCUCAUUGAUGAAACUUGUGUAUCUUAAUCUUCAGUUUAUCAUUCCGACUGCGUCAAAUCUAGAGGGUGAGGUACCGAAAGAAGGAAUUUUUCGAAACACUAGUGCAAUUUCAUUAAAUGGAAAUACGAAACUAUGUGGAGGUGUUUCAGAAUUGCACCUACCAGCAUGCCCCAUCAAAGUAGCAAAGCAGAGAAAGUUGCACGGAUUCAAACUAAAGUUCACAAUUUCUUUAGUCACUGGAUGCUCUCUUCUGUUUGUAGUCAUCUUAACUCUUUAUUGGAGAAGAAAAUUUCAAAAGAAGAAACCAUUAUCUGUAGUGCCAUCAAUCAACUUCCUUUCAAAAGUUUCAUUCCAGACACUUCAUCAAGCUACUGGUGGAUUCUCUCCGAGCAAUCAAAUUGGAUCGGGUGGCUUUGGCUCUGUAUACAAAGGGAUUCUUGAUCAACAAGAAAACAACGUUGUUGCCAUAAAGGUCCUCAACCUUGAACAAAAAGGAGCUUCCAAGUGUUUUGUGGCAGAAUGCAAUGCACUAAGAAAUAUCCGGCAUAGGAAUCUUGUGAAGAUCUUAACAUGUUGCUCCAGCACAGAUUACAAUGGUAACGACUUCAAAGCUCUAGUUUUUGAGUAUAUGUCAAAUGGGAGUUUAGAGGAGUGGUUGCAUAGAGAAAACCAAUCAAGGAGCUUGAACCUUCUUCAAAGACUGAAUAUUGCUGUUGAUGUGGCAUCUGCAUUGUGUUAUCUUCAUGACCAUUGUGAACCACAAAUUAUUCACUGUGACAUAAAGCCAAGCAACGUUCUUCUUGAUAAUGACAUGAUUGCUCGUGUUGGUGAUUUUGGGUUAGCAAGACUCAUCCCACCGACCCCAGACUCCUCUGAAAAUCAAAGCAGCACUGUUGGGAUAAAGGGUACCAUUGGCUAUACUGCUCCAGAGUAUGUUGUUGGUGUUGAGCCAUCAAAACAAGGGGAUGUAUAUAGUUAUGGGAUACUUGUGCUGCAAUUGUUCACGGGAAGAAGACCCACUAAUGAAAUGUUUGUAGAUGGUUGCAAUAUCCAUACUUUUGUUAAGACAGCCAUUCAAGGAAGACUUAUGCAAAUUGUAGAUCCUACUCUUAUUGCCACUUUAGCAGAGACUACGACUUCAACAACAAACAAUGAAGUGACCAGUAUUCGUUGUUACAACAAUGAAAUCGAAGCAAUUGAAGACAACAUUGACAAUGAGAAUUCAAGCACGAUGAGCACUUACGUGUGGAAGUGCAUACUUCCAACCCUUCAGAUUGGACUUGCAUGCUCAGAAGAAUCGCCAAAGAAUAGGAUGUCUAUGGAAGAGGUCCACAGGGAGCUACAUCAUAUAAAAAUUGCUUACACUAGUGUUGACAUUCGUCGAGAGAGGCCAAGAAGAAGCUAAACAAGAAGUGCUAUUAUUUUCUUCUUUAUGAUAUGUGCAACAAGUGUAUAGCACCGGAAGCGAGGAGUCAAAAUUAAUUCUCUGAGUUGUAAUGCUGGAGACGUCUAAAGGCAAGAUAAUUUUCUACUAGUGUGGAAAAAAUAAGUUGCAGCUACUAAAUUGUGAGUGCUUCAUUUUGAUUUCGAGGUUAUGAGUUGUUUGUUGUAUAGAUUUCCCCUGAGAUCCAAUGGAGACUUAUGUUGUAUCUUAAUUAUGUGUAAU
Messenger RNA from Rosa chinensis, 1980 nucleotides. RefSeq names its product putative receptor-like protein kinase At3g47110. Gene Ontology annotation, biological process: protein phosphorylation. Lineage: Eukaryota; Viridiplantae; Streptophyta; Magnoliopsida; Rosales; Rosaceae. Bases 1 to 1719 code for a protein of 572 amino acids. The transcript has 4 exons. The record is from RefSeq and is a predicted model, not a curated record. Gene Ontology annotation, molecular function: ATP binding; protein kinase activity; protein binding.